CUUUACUUCAGCAAGUUGGACUAUUUACCAAUGUGAAUGUUCGGCAGACAAAGUGUCCAGGUGCACAGCAUUUGAUCUCCCUCCAUACUGAGUUUUAUCGCGCAGCAAGUCCCGUUUUUCGCCAAUAUCGGAAGACUGAUUUUUAUUUUAUUUGAAAUAACAAAUGCUGAUUUAGCUGGAAAUGUAAUCUAUGAAACAAAGGCAGAAGUUGCAGAAGACUUGAUUCCCUUUUCCCUGUCCCGAGAACUAUUGGAAGAGAUGUAUUUCUGAUCAUGGACUAAAGAAGAUGCCUUUGCCCUGUACAUCAAAACACAUGUUUUGCCUGCGCGAUUAGCAUACAGAGAUCCUUGUGGAUUAAUUUAAGGACGAUGGAUAAUUUUUUCACCGAGGGCGCCCGUGUGUGGUUACGCGAGGAAGAACAGUACCUCCCCAGCACUGUUUCCUCUUGCUCUGGAGGCGUGGUGGUUUUCGCUACUGAAUAUGGACAGGUGUACACCUACAAGCAGAAUGCCCUCACCAGACAGAAAGUGCAGCCCAUGCACCCCAGCAGCUCAGGGGGAGUGGAGGAUAUGGCCAGCCUGGAAGACCUUCAUGACGGGGCCAUCAUGCACAACCUGUACCUUCGCUACCAGCAGAGGAACAUUUAUACAUACAUCGGCUCCAUCCUGGCUGCGGUGAACCCGUACCAGUCCAUCCCUGACCUAUACGACCGGCCGGCAGUGGAGAGGUACAGCCGACACCACUUGGGCGAGAUUUCCCCGCACAUCUACGCUGUAGCAAACGAGUGUUACCGUUCCCUAUGGAAGAGACUGCAGAACCAGUGUGUGUUAAUCAGUGGAGAGAGUGGAGCGGGUAAGACCGAGAGCACCAAGCUCAUCCUGAGGUUCCUGUCGGCUAUGAGUGAGCACUCCCUGGAGCUCUCCUCAACAGAAAGGACGUCACACGUGGAGGAGGACCUCCUGGAGAGCAGCCCAAUCAUGGAAGCCUUCGGCAACGCCAAGACCGUCUACAACAACAACUCUAGCCGGUUUGGGAAGUUUGUUCAACUGCACUUCUGUCAGAAGGGCAACAUCCAAGGCGGUAAAAUCGUGGACUACCUCCUAGAGAAGAAUCGAGUUGUUAGGCAGAAUCCAGGGGAAAGGAACUAUCACAUCUUCUAUGCACUUCUGGCUGGAACCAAUGCAGAACAGAGGGAGGCCUUCAGUUUAUCCCCGCCAGAGAAUUACUACUACCUAAAGCAAUCUGGCUGUGUGGCAGACAAGACAAUCAACGACAAAGGCACUUUUCAGGACGUACUGAAUGCAAUGCGGACCAUGCAGUUCACAGAGGAGAAUAUCUGGGAGAUCCUUCGGCUCCUGGCGGGAAUUCUUCAUGCCGGGAAUAUCGAGUUUAUGACGGCCGGAGGAGCUCAGGUCUCUUCCAAAACAGCACUGGGCAGGACAGCAGACCUCCUGGGCCUGAACUCAGAACAUCUGGCCGAGGUGCUGACCCACAAGUCCUUGAUCCUACGGGGUGAGGAGAUCUGCACGCCACUCACCGUUGAACAGGCGGUGGAUUCCAGGGACUCCAUGGCGAUGGCACUUUAUUCCCAGUGUUUCACCUGGAUUAUCCGGAAACUCAACAACCGUAUCCGAGGGAAAGAGGACUUCAAAUCCAUUGGCAUCCUAGACAUAUUUGGAUUUGAGAAUUUCGAGGUCAACCGCUUUGAGCAGUUCAACAUUAACUAUGCAAACGAGAAACUUCAGGAAUACUUUAACAAGCACAUCUUCUCGCUGGAACAACUUGAAUACAACAAGGAAGGGCUUGUAUGGGAGGACAUCAACUGGAUGGACAACGGGGAAUGUUUGGAUCUGAUAGAGAAGAAACUGGGUCUCCUUGCACUGAUGAACGAGGAGAGUCAUUUUCCCAAAGCCACUGACGGCACUCUACUGGAGAAGCUCCACAGCCAGCACUCGAAAAACCAAUUUUAUGUGAAACCACGCGUUGCUGUGCACAACUUUGGAGUGAGACACUAUGCAGGCGAGGUGGUGUAUGACGUGAGGGGCAUUCUGGAGAAGAAUCGAGACACUUUCAGGGAUGACAUCCUCAACCUGCUUAGAGAGAGCAGGUUGGACUUUGUGUACGACCUCUUUGAGCACGUCUCGAGCCGUAACAAGCAGGACACCCUCAAAUGCAGCUCCAAGCACAGGAGACCCACUGUCAGUUCCCAGUUUAAGAAUUCCUUGCACUCACUGAUGGCCAACCUCAGUACUUCGAACCCCUUUUUUGUGCGAUGCAUCAAGCCGAACACUCACAAGAUGCCUGAGCAGUUUGACCAGACGGUGGUGCUGAACCAGCUCAGAUACUCAGGGAUGCUGGAGACAGUUAAGAUCCGCCGUACAGGCUUCCCCAUCAGGAGGCCUUUCCAAGACUUCUGUACCAGGUACAAGGUGUUAAUGAGGACUGCGUCUCCACCAGAAGACCCAAGGGGACGGUGCGUACAGUUACUCCACCUCUACGACAGCACCAGUGCAGAAUGGGAGCUGGGGAAGACCAAGGUGUUUCUACGGGAGUCUCUGGAGCACAGGCUGGAGAAGCAGCGAGAGUUGGAGGUGCUAAAAGCAGCCAUGGUCAUUCAGGCUCACGUCAUGGGCUACAUGGCCAGGAAGCAGUACAGGAAGCUGCUGCAGUGCAUUGUGGUCAUUCAGAAGAACUUCAGGGCGUUUUAUUGGAGGCGGAAGUUCUUGCUCCUGCGCUGGGCCGCUCUCACCUUCCAGAAAUGCCUGAGGGGCCAGUUGGGACGAAAGGUCUACUGCCAGCUCCUGGAUGAGAGGAAGAUGAUGGAGGAGGAUAAGAGGAGGAGGAGGGUGGAAGAGCUGGAUAGGGAAAAGAAGAAGCUGGAGGCUGAAUGGCUAGCACAAUAUGCAGAGAAAGCCAGGAAGGUUGAGGACCUCCAUCAGGCCCAAGAGCUAUACCUUCUGACUCAGACACAAACACGGACACAGACAAAUACACAGACACAACAAGCAACAUUGCCAGCAACCCAGGCAGUGCAGCAACAGAUGAAUGAAAUGGAGUCUUGCAAAAUGUUCGAAGAGAUCUCUACUGAGGAGUUUUCCGAAGAGGCGGUGCGGACCCAGGACGCAUCCCAGGACGCCUCGCAGGUGGAGGAGAUCCUACGUCUGGAGCGGGAGAUCCAAGAGCUUCAGCGGCAGAAGGAGCAGCAGGAGCUGUCCCUGACCGAGGCCUCCCUCCACCGACUGCAGACCCUCCGUGACCAGGAGCUGCAGCGCCUGGAGGACGAGGCGUGCAAGGCCGCCCAGCAGUUCUUGGAGUCGCUCAACUUCGACGAGAUUGACGAGUGCGUGCGCAAUAUCGAGUGCUCGCUGGGCGUGGAGGAGGAGGAGAAGAUAGGCGGAGAGAGGGAGGAGGGUGAGGAGGAGGAGGUGGACGAAGGCUUUGGCGCUGAUGAUGAGGGAUACAAGGACUCACCCAACCCAAGCGAGCAUGGCCACUCAGAUGGCCAGCGCACCAGUGGCAUCCGCACCAGCGACGACUCAUCAGAGGAGGACCCGUACGCUAAUGACGGAAUGCAGAUCCCACUCCUGCCACCAAAUACACUACUCCACCAGCCGCUGCCCCUGCUGCCGCUGUUUCAAGCCUGCCACAACGCCUCCUCUGGCGGGGACUUGGUCUACUGCCACCCCCAGGUUUCAGAGGCCCAGUCCGAUGAUCUGGUCGAGCUCAUUCCUCCGGAUGAAGACUCGGACUAUGACCAGGACGACUAUGACGAGGGGGCCAUAGUUUCCAGUGGCAGCAUGGCGUUCUCACAACCCUGCAAAGGGCAGUGGUCACCUGACUACCACGGCUCUGUGGGCACCUACAACAGUUCGGGAACCUAUCGCUUCAGCUCGGAGGGGGCCCAAUCAUCGUUUGAGGACAGCGAGGACGAUUUCAACAGGUUCGACAUAGACGAUGAGUUGUCCUACCGACGAGACUCGGUCUAUAGUUGUGUCACACUGCCAUACUUUCACAGCUUCCUCCACAUCAAAGGUGGCCUGAUGAACACGUGGAAGCGGCGUUGGUGCGUGCUGAAGGACGAGACCUUCCUGUGGUUCCGCGCUAAGCAGGAGGCCCUGAAGCAGGGCUGGCUCCACAAGAAGGGUGGCGGCUCCUCAACGCUGUCACGCCGCAACUGGAAGCGCCGCUGGUUCGUCCUGCGCCAGAGCAAGCUCAUGUACUUCGAGAAAGACGGCGAGGACAAGAUGAAGGGCAUGCUUGACAUGCAUGCAGCCAAAGAGAUUGUGGACAACACAGGCAAGGAGAAUGGAAUCGACAUCAUCAUGCCAGAACGCACCUACCACCUUAUUGCUGAGACCGCUGAGGAUGCAAGGCAAUGGUUCAGUGUGCUCAGCCAGGUGCACACCUCCACAGAGCAAGAGAUCAGGGAGAUGCACGACGAACAAGCCAACCCCCAGAAUGCAGUGGGAACCCUCGAUGUUGGCUUGAUCGAUUCAGUCUGUGCGUCAGACAACCCUGAACGGACCAACUCCUUUGUGAUGAUCACAGCUAACAGGGUGUUACACUGCAAUGCCGACACUCCUGAAGAGAUGCACCACUGGAUAACAUUGCUGCAACGUUCCAAAGGAGACACGCGUGUGGAGGGACAGGAGUUCAUCAUCAGAGGCUGGCUCCACAAGGAGAUGAAGAACAGCAGCAGAGCCUCUCUGAAGCUGAAGAAGCGCUGGUUCCUGCUUACCCACAACUCUCUGGACUACUAUAAAAGCUCGGAGCGCAACACCCUCAAGCUGGGCACCCUGGUGCUCAAUAGCCUGUGCUCAGUGGUGCAGCCUGACGAGAAGGUCUUCAAGGAGACAGGUUACUGGAACGUCACAGUUUACGGCCGGAAGCACUCGUACCGUCUCUACACCAAGCUCCUGAACGAGUCCACGCGCUGGGCCAGCGCCAUGCAGAACGUCAUCGACACCAAGGCCCCCAUCAACACCCCCACCCAGAAGCUCAUCCAGGACAUCAAGGAGAACUGUCUGAACUCCGAGGUGGUGGAGCAAAUCUAUAAGAGGAACCCCAUCCUGCGCUACAGCCACCACCCGCUCCACUCGCCACUGCUGCCCCUGCCCUACGGAGACAUCCACAUCAGCUCCCUGAGGAACAAGGGCUACACGACGCUCCAGGACGAGGCGCUCAAGAUGUUCAACUCGCUGCAGCACCUGGAGGGUGUUACCGACCCCGUGACCAUCAUCCAGGGUGUGCUGCAGACGGGCCAGGAGCUGAGGCCCCUGAGGGAUGAGCUCUACUGCCAGCUGGUCAAACAGACCACUCGCCCCCCACAGCCCUGCAGCCCUGGGAACCUGUGCAGCUGGAGGAUCCUGGCAUGCAUGUGCUGCACGUUCAUGCCAUCGCGCGGAAUCCUCAAGUACCUCAAGUUCCACUUCAAGAGGGCUCGGGAGCUCUUCCCGGGCAUGGAGAUAGAACGCUACGCCUCAUUCGGCCUGGAUUCCCUGAGGAAGACGCGUGGCCGGGAGUACGUACCCUCCCAGGAGGAGAUCCGGGCCGUGGUGGCGCGCCAGGAUAUGACCACCACAGUUCACUGCCAUGGCGGAGGCUCCUGCAAAAUCACCAUCAACUCUCACACCACCGCCGGAGAGGUGGUGGAGAAGCUAAUACGGGGCUUGGCCAUGGAGGACAGCAGGAACAUGUUCGCCCUGUUUGAGCACAAUGACACCACUGACAAAGCCAUUGAGAGCCGCACAGUGGUGGCUGACGUCCUUGCCAAGUUUGAAAAGCUCUCUGCAAGUCAAGAUGAGACCAAGACAGGCUGGAAGUUCUAUUUUAAGCUUUACUGCUUCUUAGACACAGAUAAUGUACCCAGGGACUGUGUUGAGUUUGCCUUCAUGUUUGAGCAGGCCCAUGAGGCGGUGAUCAGAGGCCAUUACCCAGCCCCGGAGGAGACCCUCCAGUUCCUGGCUGCCCUAAGACUACAAUACCUCCUCGGAGACUACAACCCCCAAGCUACCGUGCCCGAAAUGUCUCAGGUGUUCCCUAUGACUCGGUUGCGUGCCCGCAUCCAAAAUUCCGCCAAGACUUUCUCCCCGGCCACUGGUUUGGGCAUGGGGUCAGUGGUGGACCGUUCCGAUGGAACCUUGGAGAAGAAGCGCUCCAGCUUCUUGGAGGGAACGCUAAGGCGUAGUUUCAGGAGCGGCUCAAUGAGCCGCCAGAAGUUGGAGGAGGAGAACACGCUCGAGGCCUGGAUGAGGGAGGAGAUAGCGGCAGCACGAGCCAGCCUGGUGGACAAGUGGAAGAAGCUGCAGGGGAUGAACCAGGAGCUGGCCAUGGUGAAGUACAUGGCCCUGGUCAAAGAGUGGCCCGGCUACGGAUCCACGCUCUUCGAAGUGGAGUCCUGUGACGGGGCCUUUCCAGUGGAGCUGUGGCUGGGGGUGAGCAGGGAGGCCAUCUCGGUGUAUAAGCGUGGCGAACCCUGGCCCCUGGAGGUCUUCCCCUAUGAGCUCAUCCUUUCGUUUGGGGCCCCACUGCCAAAUGCCUACAAAAUAGCCGUGGAGGGCCGCGAACUGCUCUUCGAGACCAGUCUGGUUAUGGACAUUGCCAAGCUGAUGAAAGCAUACAUUAGCAUGAUCGUUAAAAAGCGCUACAGCAACUCUGCAUCCAUCAGCAGCUACGGUAGCCAGUGUAGCACCUGGUGAGGUGUCGUCCAAGACCUUUCACCUUUCAUCACUUAGCAGAGGGCUGGGGGAGGUUGAGUCCUGCGACAGCCUUGUCAGGACACCUUUCCCUCAGUGUUUUGGAGAAACGUGAUUUUGAACACUCUGGGCCAGACUGACUUUCUCAUGGUUCUUAUUGCUAACCAGCUAGCUUUGUCUUUCUUAUGCUAACGUGCUACCAUUACAAGGGCUUUUGUUACAGGGUGAGACUAGUGUUACUGGGGUGGUUCCUAUAAGUGUGCGGAGUUGGGGCAUGGCCAGUCAGAAUCUAUAAGGGUUCAAGCUAGAAGUCGUCCCUAACCACAGAUCUAGGAUCAGAUUACCCAACCCCAAACCCCCCAAAUAAACAAAUCUGACCCUGGACCAGCGGUUAGGAGAAACUUCUACCAACUCACGAGUGCCAUGUUUGGUUCUUCUAAUGGACGAAACCUCAAUUGGACGCCCACUUCUAAGCUUUGGAAAUUUCGAGCCGAUUGUUAAGGAACCAUCUCUUUUAUUAUCAAGAAAUGGAAAUAUGCAACUCAAUACUCAAAUUAUUUUCAAGUGGCAUUUUUAAUAUAUAUAUUGAUUGUUGAAAGGGGAACAUUGCCAGUGAUUAAAGGGUUAAAAGUGCUUGAAAUAAACCCUUAAAAUAGCAGACUGCUUAGUGGCAUCCCAUCCUUACAGACGGUAAAUCAUUGGAAAUUAAUUAUUUGAUUUAAUGAAAAUUUCCCCCUUGUUACAAAUAAAACAUUUGUUCAGCUUUCUGGGUAUACCAAUUUUCUCAACUCAAGUUGUGUCAUCUAACAUGUCCAAGCAGGAAUGCAUGAUAAAUUGAUUUUGAUGUGAAAUAGGCAUACCAGUGAGUGAUUGGCAUGAAUUUUGGAUUGACAAUUCGGCUAUUGUUGCUAGAAUAUUACUGUCAAAAUAGGGCUUCAGAAUUGCAGAUGUAUUUUUGUUUAAUAGAGAGAAAUGUACUUGUGUACAAAUAGGCUAUCACACUUGGGGAUAAUCACUGAGGGAGGGGAAACUCGAAACCAAAACCCCAAUAGUAGCCUACGGUUUCUUCUUGCAAAUAGGCUAUCACACUUGGGGAUAAUCACUGAGGGAGGGGAAACUCUAAACCAAAACCCCAAUAGUAGCCUACGGUUUCUUCUUGCAAUUAGAUUUUUAAACGCUCCACAAUUAUUUUAUUCUUCUCUCCAUCUAGACUACUUGGAGCAGACAGGGAGAAACGGGGCAAGGAAUCAUGCAGGAAUCAAUAUUGUAUUGUUGGACCAAAUCAGAGUUUUAGCUGCCCCAAAAAUAUAAAGUUUUGAGUGAAGUGACGUGCUAAAAUUUGUAGUUUGCAUGGAUGCAGCCACUUCAAAGUGUGGAAGUGGAAUUUCCACCUCUCCAGUGUGUCUACAAAGGACUGUUUCAGGCCUAGUGCUUUGACUCAUUAUAUGCCUCGCUUUAUUUGAAAGGAUUUUAGGCCUAGUGCUUAUUUGACUCGUGCUUUUUUAACUCAUUAUAUACCUCACUUUUACGUGUUGGGGGACAACAGGGCAGCGGGUCAUGAGAUACUGCUGAAGAUUUGAUCCACUGCCUGCCAUAGACUAAGCGUAGCAGUGCAGUUUAUACUGUUCUGCAUGUUGCAAAUGUAAUAUUACUGUUGUGAGGCCUAAUUGCCAUGGUAAUUAGGAAUGUCCAGUCAAUUAUUAUCUUAACUUACAUCAAAUGCUUUAUGACAGCAUAAUCUCCCAUAGCGGUGCCAAUCCAAACCCCCCAAAAAUUUAAAAUAUUAAAAAGAGAAAGGGCUCAAUUUGAUCAGAUCCGCUUUAGCCGACAUUUGCAUAUCGGUUGUUUUGGCUAUGUCAGAGCUAGAACCACAUCAAAUCCACAAGCAGCUCUGUGCGGUAGGCUAUUGUGGAAAUUGCCAUUGGAUGGACCGAGUCGCAUUAGUAAUAAUCCUAUGCAGCCUCUACGCCUCGAUUAGGCUGAUACAAAUCCUUAUUGUUGCUUGACAGCUCUUAAUGUAGUUACACCUCAGACACUGCCAAAACACCAGCUAUGUAGGUGUCAGCUGUCGCCUGUUCACACUUGAUUUGAUUGAAUCCUAGCCUGAGAGCUCCUUUGAAUCAGAUCCGCUUUAGCCGACAUCCGUUGUUUUUGCUGUGUCGGAGGUGGCACCGCAUUAGAGCUGUCAAAAAAAAGAAUUGGAUCCCGUUACUCCUAAAGCGUACAUCGCCAUAUGCUGCAGAGUCGCAUGAACAGAAAUCCCAUAUGCAUCUGUGUUUACAAGUUCAAACACUGGAAUGUGAGAUGUAAUCUACACCUCAAAUAGGAUGGUCAAAAUCUUCAUUCGUUUAAUGAUUUUUCAAUUCGAGGGUAAUCAUUUCUAUAUAACCUACACCUUCUCGUUCGGAACUUCUAACAUGAGUGGGGCGGGUGUGGCUUCGUGACAAUGAUCGCAAGAGCAGCUGCUUACCGAUUUAUGGCUCCAAUGCAGUUCCACCUCCAACACCUCCAAAACAUCCACUAUGUGGAUGUCUGCCAUUACCGGUUAACACUUAAUCUGAUUGAACAUACUGUAGGUCGUAGUUAGUUUAAAGUCCUCGUUUUUAUUUAGAAGACUUUGGACUAGUGAGCUUUGCAGCCCAAAGGACACUUACCUGAUGGGCUAGUAAGGGAAGGGACCUAACUUUCUAACUAGGGACCCAAGAGUUCUUUACGCCUCCUGCGGACUGGGCGAGAAGUAGAUCGUCUGCGUCUGGGCAUGAUUAUUGCUAUACCCACUGAGUAGCUGGACCCAUGCUUUUAUAGGCUUUGCCUUGGGAGUGAAAUUACUUCAUAAUGGCACUGACAUGAUGCAAUAGCAACAGUGCCAUUCCAAACACAAAAAUCUGGAAACAAGACAAAGAUUCAGAAAAUUGGCCAAAAAAUGCUAGGAGUAGACCCUCCCUUCAGCUUAGAAAGCUUAGUGUAAUAUAAUAUAGAUAGGGCAGCUUGGUCCAAAAUAAUCACGUUUACUUUAAACAUCUGGACGAAAAACACCCAGCAGUACCUUACUCAAAAGAUCUCCAGCUUGGAAGGUGCUUCAUUAUUUCCCUCUACCAGCAAAGCUCUCCUAAAGUUCCUGCAAGGUUGCUUUAACAUAAGCGACACCCCACAGCAUUUCACUGGAACUCCGCGGGCGGUAGCUCCACCCAAAGAUGUGCAGGAUUGUUCCUCAGUGCCUUGUUGUAUAUUAUGUACACGUGUUCUUUUUCAAUGGAUUUGGUUUCAAACGUCUAUACAAUUAUCUCUAACUGAACCACAAAGAAAUAUAUGAGAUGUAACCAUGUUAUUUUUCUCCCAAAGUCAAUUUCAAAGCUUACAGUGAAAGUAUAACAACGGUAUACAAUACUGGUCUUGGUCGGUGUAUCUUUUCUUUCUCAUUUGUAUUAGCUGUGUUAUGUAUUAAAGGAUGAUUCUAGCAAUAAAUGAAUACCUAUUUA
This is a messenger RNA of Oncorhynchus nerka (sockeye salmon), 10174 nucleotides long. It is a transcript of the gene myo10, whose product is annotated as myosin X. The record is from RefSeq and is a predicted model, not a curated record. Gene Ontology annotation, cellular component: myosin complex; filopodium; cytoskeleton. Lineage: Eukaryota; Metazoa; Chordata; Actinopteri; Salmoniformes; Salmonidae. Gene Ontology annotation, biological process: regulation of filopodium assembly; cytoskeleton-dependent intracellular transport; regulation of cell shape. The transcript has 41 exons. Gene Ontology annotation, molecular function: ATP binding; phosphatidylinositol-3,4,5-trisphosphate binding; plus-end directed microfilament motor activity. Bases 369 to 6698 code for a protein of 2109 amino acids.